AUGCAACGGCAGCUGGAACAACAGAAGCUGCAACUAGCAGAAAAAGAAAAACGACAGGCAGAGCAGCAGCAGCAACGACCAUUAUGUGGAUCUUGCGGAUGUAAAAUUCAGCAAAAACAGGUUUCCGAAACCCAGGAGGCUGCAGUAAUAAAAAUCCUGGAGCUGUUCCCAUGCUUGUGGAGCAAAACUACAAAGCACAGUUUUCAACAAGUUCUAGACGGCAAAAAGACAAUACUCGAAGAGUGCGGAUUUUUCGAUCUUCGGCAAGUGGAAAUCUGCGUAUCGAAAAUACCAACUCGAUACCGGAAAGAAAAGGAUCGAGUAGAGCGGUCGAAGAGAUCCGGCAGCGGUAUCGAGUUCAGGAGGACGCGUGUCAUGGGGUCGAGAUUUACUACUAUGAACUGUUAACACCUUGACGUCCGCACAAUUCACGGUGUCGCAACGCUUUACGACCGGCGCGUUUGCACCAGUUCACCCGUAUCUGGCCGAGCUGUUUAAUCAUUAUUUUUCUUUCGUUGAUGGAACUUACAUACGAACAGCAACAUGCAUGUAUCUUUAAUUUCCCUCCGCAAUCACCUCUCCUGAAUGGCUUACCAGUAUGUCGACUAGGUUUGGUGUUCGAAUCCAGUUGGGGAAAAAUCUUUUAUUAUGCGAAAUAAAAUUUUUAUUUAAAA
Messenger RNA from Anopheles coustani, 674 nucleotides. RefSeq lists its product as uncharacterized. Lineage: Eukaryota; Metazoa; Arthropoda; Insecta; Diptera; Culicidae. The record is from RefSeq and is a predicted model, not a curated record. The coding region runs from base 1 to 408 and encodes 135 amino acids. The transcript has 3 exons.